Messenger RNA from Capsaspora owczarzaki ATCC 30864, 3711 nucleotides. RefSeq lists its product as hypothetical. Gene Ontology annotation, cellular component: plasma membrane. The coding region runs from base 120 to 3647 and encodes 1175 amino acids. Gene Ontology annotation, biological process: positive regulation of protein targeting to membrane; intracellular protein transmembrane transport; positive regulation of D-glucose transmembrane transport. Lineage: Eukaryota; Filasterea; Ministeriida; Capsasporidae. The record is from RefSeq and is a predicted model, not a curated record. Gene Ontology annotation, molecular function: calcium ion binding; calcium-dependent phospholipid binding. The transcript has 10 exons.
GUUUCCCAAAUUUAGUCCAAACCCCGACUCUUUGUUUUUUUUUUUCAUUUCUGAGGCGAUUCUAAUCCACUUUAGCACUUGCUACUACUACUGUUACUACUACUACUACUUGUACCACUAUGCCUGGCAUUCUGAAGGUGCGCGUGUCGGAGGCGCGCGAUCUGCCAAUCAUGGAUCGCUCGACCGAGCUCACCGACGCGUAUGUCGAGGUCAAGUUUGUGGACGAGUCCUACAAGACGAUCGUGUGCAAAAAGACCCUCUGCCCGGUGUGGAACGCCGACUUCCGCUUCGAGCUCGAGGACGAGGAGCUCCAGGACGACACGCUCGAGAUCAAGGUGUGGGACCAGGACACGAUCAGCUCGGACGACGCGAUUGGCAAGGUGCUCGUUGAUCUCAAUCCGCUGCUGAGCCCGGACGGACCGGCGCAGAUUGCAGGGUGGUUCCCCAUCUACGACACGCUGCGUGGCAUCCGCGGCGAGGUCAACGUGUCGGUCAAGCUCGACCUCAUCUCGGACGUCAACAAGUUCCGCGACACGUCGCUGGGCGUCCGGUUUUUCGCAAUGCGGUGCUUGCCGCCAUUCUACCGCACGACGGCCGUGCAUGGGUUUGUCGAGGAGCUCAUCGUCGACGACGAUCCAGAGCACCAGUUCAUUGACAACUUUCGCACGCAGCGAUCGUCCAACGAGGCACGCCAGCGCUUGUUUGCUCAGCUCUCGGGCGAGCUGCGGCGCAAGAUCGGCCUCAAGACGCUGGAAAUGGGCGGAAACGCAGUCACGGGCUACCAGCAGUCCUUUGACAUUGAGCAAGAGUUUGGCAUUGUCGCACGCGCGAUCGGCACCGCCUGCACGGUCAUCAAGCCGUCCGACGCGGACCAGCAUCAUUCGCCGUUGCAGUCGCCCGUGGACACGCCCAGUACCACCACGUUCGGCACACACCACGACGCGACAGGUGGCUCGGGCGCGCAAGCAGGGGGUGCAACAGCGACUGCCAUUAACAUCGCUGGCGCGGCCGCGAACAACGCUGCAGGAUUGACUGUGAGCGCCGCUGGCUCUCCCUCCGAUCCGUCAGGACUGACUGUCGGCAGCGUUCCGCUCUCUUCAUCGCUACCAGAUGCUGUCGCUGGCAAUACCAAGCUAUCCGUGUCCACCGGCAUGCAGCGCCACGUUCAUUCGCAGCAAGAGCUGCCGCUGAUUACGAUUGUUGCAUUUCCCAAAGGCGUCGUGACGAGCAUUGGCGGUGUUGUUGCCGCCAGGUCGGUCAAGCUCCUCGACAAGAUCCACAAUCCGGACGAGCCUGUCACGCGCGACAAGUGGUGGAUUGAGAUUCGCGAGGAGAUUCGCGCUCACGCUCGUGCCAUGGGCUGCUCCGCCGUGGUCGGCUACAGCGAGUCCUCUACCGUGUGCGGCGAGCUGUGCUUGCUGUCAGGUGUUGGCACGGCCGUCAUUUUGAACUGGUCGCCGCUCACCUACCGAGGCCUGCACCCGGACGAUGAGUUUGCGCCGCUUUCCUUCCUUUCAGAAGGAGCUGAUGCCGCUUCCUCGACCCGGCAGUCCAGCAUCGACGAAAAUGCCCGCACACCUCGCGGCAAGGGGCGAUCUCGGCGACGGGAGCGUUCGUGUAUAUCCUGCCACGUGCCCUUCAAGAAGGAUGCUCUACCGUUCAAGACAAACCUGGUUCGCUGCGCUCAUUGCAAGCGAGCGUUGGUUCCUGAUGUGAUUUUCGCCACCAUUGAGCCGCCAGCUGGUGUUCCAAUGAAUGGUCAGGGCUGCAUCAUCGAGGCGCGCAUGUGUCGCCCGAAAAAGAAAGCCCAAGGAGAGGCGAAUGCCACCCUUUUGGGCGAAGCGACGCCUUUUAUCGAGUACGAACUGCAUCGUCAGCUCCUGUACAAGCUCAAGCUGAAAGGUCUGAACGCACUGUUUGCGCUCAAGACGCAAAUCACUGUUGGCGAAUCGCUGAUUGUCGGUGUUGCUACAGCCACGGCGGUAUUCUUGUCAGCUCUACCUGCGCCACCGCCAGUGCAGUUUGCCCGCAACAACAUUGAAGGAUCCGAUCGAGGCGAUUCCUCGCAUUUGGACACGCUCACUCAAGCGCUGAAGGACAUGAAUACGCGAAAUCGACCAGAAAUGAGCUUGGGCGACGAUGAUGAUUCGUCCUCCGAUUCCUCAAACUCGAGCGACGACAGCGACGAUGACGGUCAUGGCAUGGUGGAGUAUGGCGACCACGCUGCUUUCGUAGUUGAAGUGGACGACGAUGCAGAUAUGGAUACGAUGGCCGUGCUCUUCGAUCCCCCACUCCCCGAGGGCUUUCACAUGUGCACGACACAAAUUCUGCCCCCUGCUCUGCCGUUGACUCAAAGCUCGCUCUCGAGCCUGGUCAUGACUCCGCAUUCGUUCGUGUCGCAGAUGAGCGCCGUGUCGCAAGUCUUGCCUCCGUCGGUCCCCAUGUCGCCGCUAUCGAUGGCACCCAGCAACUAUGGCACUCAUUCUGCGCCAUCUCCCGCCGUGCUUUCGCCCAACCCGGCUGCGCCUGCUGGGAAUGUGGCCGCGAUGAAUCCUCAGCAGCAGCAGCAGCAGCCAGUUUCGCAGAAUCCUGCUGUCGGCGGUGCUGCCCCGGUUCCACUUGUGGUCCCUGCAUUCACGGUGCAAGCCCUCACUGCUGUCCGUCGAGUUUCGCUCGGGGAAAAGCGACAGCAUCCCAACAAGCAACUGGCGGCCAUGUUCCACGGCAUUCACCAGUCGCUCUGGUUCAAGCUUCGCUCCAUCGGAAGCUGCUGCCUGACGGACAUCAAGUACGACAUCCAAGUGCCGGAAGAAGAUGUCAUUCAGAUCACAAUGACCACGAUGGUGCAGGCCAUGCGGUCUUUGCCGGAAACGAGACUGCUUCACGCAAUGCUCGAGCGUGCGACUUCCAGCUCUGGUUCGCGUGAUCACCCCGACGAAUUCCGAACCGUCUCUGGACGGCGCUUGAGGCAGCAGUCGCUCAGUACGGACGAGGAGUCGCUCAUGUUCCCGAUGGAAGCGCCUGAUGCAGCCGGUCAAACCGCUCCAGGAACACCCAUGCGCGUGCCAUCUGCCUCGCUGGCAGUCGUUCCCGAAGCGAGCCAGGAGAGCAAUGGGAGCAGCGCGAGUGAGUCAAACAUGCAUCACGUUGUCGCAGCUCCAAGCGCUGCCCCGACUUCUGCUCCUGCGCCAGCUGCCGGAGGGUCGAGCAAAGCAUUCGUCCCUUCCCAGGUGGCCGGAUUCUCCAGCUGGGUUGCGGCGAAAGAACUCCACGACGCGCAGCGUAGUCUGCAGAGACAUCUGAUUGAAAUCACCUCGCUGUCGUACAUUCCAAACGCGCGCUUGGACAAGUGGCUUGGUAGCAUCUCACUCUUUUUAAUCAAGGAAAGCUCCAACGUCCGCGAGGACGGCGGCGCAUCCGCGUUCACUCAGCGAUUCCUCAUGGAGGCUCACGCCAUGGCGCGAGCGCAAGUGGCUGCCCAAGGGGGCAACGCGCUCAUUUCAUUCCAAACCAAGCACAGUGUCAUUAUGGAUCGAAAUCAGAGCUACCAAUGGGUUUAUAUCACGGGCGAUGUUGUCGAAGUUGUGCGUUCGGGAGACAAAGAACAUGGCCUGACAUUCCUGGGAUCCAAGUUCAAAUCUUUCUAGGCCAGGCACUGUUGAACGAUGACUGUUGGUAAACAAAAAUAUAAGAACUAAAAAAACAAAUCGC